Molecule: messenger RNA, 2517 nt
Organism: Pipistrellus nathusii (Nathusius's pipistrelle)
Lineage: Eukaryota; Metazoa; Chordata; Mammalia; Chiroptera; Vespertilionidae
Source: the annotation of a GenBank genome assembly
AUGAUGAAGACGGAGCCGCGGGGGCCCGGGGGUCCCCUCCGGAGCGCCUCCCCGCACCGCAGCGCCUACGAGGCGGGCAUCCAGGCGCUGAAGCCGCCCGACGCGCCGGGGCCCGACGAGGCGCCCAGCAAGGCGGCCCACCACAAGAAAUAUGGCUCCAACGUCCACCGCAUCAAGAGUAUGUUCCUGCAGAUGGGCACCCCCACGGCGGGGCCGCCGGGCGGCGAGGCGGCCGGCGCCGCCGCGGGCCCCGCCGCCGCCGAGGCCCCGCGGGCGCCCGAGCGCGGCGGCGGGUGCGGCGGCGUGCGCCUGUCGCUGCCCCGGGCCGGCAGCCUGAACGAGAACGUGGACCACAGCGCCCUGCUCAAGCUGGGCACCAGCGUGUCCGAGCGCGUGAGCCGCUUCGACUCCAAGCCCGCGGCCUCGGCGCAGCCCGCGGCGCCGCCGCCGCAGCCGCCGUCCCGGCUGCAGGAGACGCGGAAGCUGUUCGAGCGCAGCGGCGCGGCGGCCGCGGGCGGCGACCGGGAGGCGGCGGCGCGGCGGCUGCUGCGGCAGGAGCGCGCCGGCCUGCAGGACCGGAAGCUGGACGUGGUGGUGCGCUUCAACGGCAGCACCGAGGCCCUGGACAAGCUGGACGCCGACGCCGUGUCGCCCACCGUCAGCCAGCUCAGCGCCGUCUUCGAGAAGGCCGACGCCAGGACCGGCCCCCACCGCGGCGGGCCCGGCCUCCCCAGGGCCACGGCCGCCGGGGCGCCCCCGCUCAGCUCCAAGCUGGUCAGCAAGCGGUCCCGCGUGUUCCAGCCGCCGCCGCCGCCGCCGCCCGCCCCGUCGGGGGAUGCCCCCGCCGCCGAGAAGGAGCGCGGCCCCGGAGGCCAGCAGCCCCCGCAGCACCGAGGGGCCCCCGCGCGGCCGCCCCCCAAGCCCCGGGAGGUGCGCAAGAUCAAGCCGGUGGAGGUGGAGGAGAGCGGGGAGUCGGAGGCCGAGGCGGCGGCGCCCGGGGAGGUGAUCCAAGCGGAGGUGACCGUCCACGCGGCCCUGGAGAAUGGCAGCACCCCGGCCCCCGCAGCCAGCCCCCCCGCACCGCAAGAGCCGAAGGCCCCGGGGCCCCCCGAGGAAGAGGCGGCCGCCGCCGUGGGGGCGCCCGAGAGAGGGGUGGGCAAUGGCCGGGCCCCAGACGCGGCCCCGGAGGAGGCGGAUGAGUCCAAGAAGGAGGACUUCUCCGAGGCGGACUUGGUGGACGUGAGCGCCUACAGUGGGCUGGGGGAGGACUCCGGGGGCAGCGCCCUGGAGGAGGACGAUGAAGAUGACGACGAAGAGGAGGAUGGGGAGCCCCCCUAUGAGCCAGAGUCGGGGUGCAUGGAGAUCCCGGGGCUGUCGGAGGAAGAGGACCCGGUUCCGAGCCGGAAGAUCCAUUUCAGCACGGCGCCCAUCCAAGUGUUCAGCACCUACUCCAAUGAGGACUACGACCGUCGCAACGAGGACGUGGACCCCAUGGCGGCCUCCGCCGAGUAUGAGCUGGAGAAGCGGGUGGAGAGGUUGGAGCUGUUCCCUGUGGAGCUGGAGAAGGACUCCGAGGGCUUGGGCAUCAGCAUCAUCGGCAUGGGGGCCGGGGCGGACAUGGGCCUGGAGAAGCUGGGCAUCUUCGUGAAGACUGUGACUGAGGGCGGAGCAGCCCAUCGGGACGGCAGGAUCCAGGUGAACGACCUCCUGGUGGAGGUGGACGGAACCAGCCUGGUGGGAGUGACCCAGAGCUUCGCAGCCUCCGUGCUCCGGAACACCAAGGGCCGCGUGCGGUUUAUGAUUGGCCGGGAGCGGCCCGGUGAGCAGAGCGAGGUGGCUCAGCUAAUUCAGCAGACCCUGGAGCAAGAGCGAUGGCAGCGAGAGAUGAUGGAGCAGAGAUACGCCCAGUAUGGGGAGGAGGAUGAGGAGACCGGGGAGUACGCCACCGACGAGGAUGAGGAGCUGAGCCCCACGUUCCCGGGUGGCGAGAUGGCCAUCGAGGUGUUCGAGUUGGCAGAGAAUGAGGAUGCCUUGUCCCCUGUGGACAUGGAGCCCGAGAAGCUGGUGCACAAGUUCAAGGAGCUCCAGAUCAAGCAUGCUGUGACGGAGGCAGAGAUCCAGCAGCUGAAGAGAAAGCUGCAGAGCCUGGAGCAGGAGAAGGGGCGGUGGCGGGUGGAGAAGGCCCAGCUGGAGCAGAGCGUGGAGGAGAACAAGGAGCGCAUGGAGAAGCUGGAGGGCUACUGGGGCGAGGCCCAGAGCCUGUGCCAAGCUGUGGACGAGCACCUGCGGGAGACCCAGGCCCAGUACCAGGCCCUGGAGCGCAAGUACAGCAAGGCCAAGCGCCUCAUCAAGGACUACCAGCAGAAGGAGAUCGAGUUCCUGAAAAAGGAGACCGCACAGCGCCGGGUUCUGGAGGAGUCGGAGCUGGCGAGGAAGGAGGAGAUGGACAAGCUCCUGGACAAGAUCUCAGAACUGGAAGGAAACCUGCAAACACUGAGGAAUUCCAAUUCUACUUAG